Drosophila novamexicana is the source of this 2772-nucleotide messenger RNA. RefSeq names its product splicing factor 1 (gene SF1). The coding region runs from base 360 to 2678 and encodes 772 amino acids. The record is from RefSeq and is a predicted model, not a curated record. The transcript has 6 exons. Gene Ontology annotation, molecular function: zinc ion binding; mRNA binding. Gene Ontology annotation, cellular component: nucleus. Gene Ontology annotation, biological process: regulation of mRNA splicing, via spliceosome. NCBI's taxonomy places the organism in Eukaryota, Metazoa, Arthropoda, Insecta, Diptera, Drosophilidae.
CCUGUUUGGAUAUGUACAUCUGUGUGUGAGGUUUUCGGCGAAAACCAGCGUUUAAAACUUUGGAUAUAUUUGUAAAUGUGCAUAUAAAAUAUGAAAAUAGUGAAAAUACUUGAGUUAAGCAAGUAACAUCUCAGAUAUAUAUAUUUAGUAUUAACCUGCAACAUAUAGUUGCAGCAAAUAAUUGCCGCUUGCCACGCAAUUCUGCUUUGAUAUUGUAAUUGCAUUGGUAUUGGUGAGCUGUGUGAGGCCGCCGUGUACGUGCGGCACUUCGGCGGUGGUAAAAUAUUUCAUUUUAUGUAAACUGGACAUAAGUUUUUGGAAAAUCGUCGGGAAAAUAUAAGUUUUCCAACAAUUAUAUAAUGAGUGCAACGCCACCAGAACUGCUGCAGCUGCAGCUGCCCAUCGGAGGUGGUAAGGAAAAAGAAGCCAACGGUGGAAAUGACAAUGACUACCGAAGUCGCGAUAAGGAGCGUUCGCGUUCCAGAGAUCGUGGCAGGGAUAAGGAAAAGGAUAAAGAGCGCGAGAAAAAACGAAGAGAUCGAGAACGUGGCAGCAAGGAUCGAGAUAGCCGUCGACGUGAUAGCCGUGAACGGGACAGGGACCGUGAUCGUGGUCGUGAUCGUGAUCGUGAUUCCCAAUCGCACCGCAGCCGCUCAAAUAACCAUGAUGACAGUGACAGACGUAAGAAACGCUCGCGGAGCAAGGAUCGUGAUCGCAGACGCGAACGGGAUCGCGAAUCACGCUCAAGACGCAGCGGGUCACGUGGUGGAGGAAACCGCGAUGAAUACGAUCGCAAUCGCAGACGACGCUCCAAUAGUCGCAGCUAUGACCGGCGUCGUAAUGAAAGGAGCAAUGAAUCGCAACGGAAUAGCCGAGAGCGGAGCAGUCGGGAGCGCAGCAGUCGUGAGCGCACAUAUGUGAAUCCAUUUGACACUUCGAACAGUCGCAACUUAUUGCAUGACCAGGAGUCUCGAAUACCGUCUCUGUUCGAGCGCCAUCACCAACAGCCGCAGCUGGAGUCUAUUAGAGAGGAACCCAGUUCGCGCUUCGAUCUUUCACAGACCAUUCAGGAUCUUAUGAGCAAUGUGGGUAACAACAAAAGCUUUGCAUCACUAUUUAGCAACCAGAACAGCAAUGAUUCCAUGAGCAAUGGAAUCUCGGAGAACUCAAUGGACAGCGCAGCGGAACGCAAGCGAAAGCGAAAAUCUCGAUGGGGUGGAACUGAAAAGGACAAGACAUUCAUACCGGGCAUGCCCACAAUUUUGCCCUCAACGUUGGAUCCGGCACAGCAAGAAGCCUACUUAGUUCAAUUUCAAAUCGAGGAGAUCAGCCGCAAGCUGCGCACUGGCGAUUUGGGCAUUACGCAGACCCCGGAAGAAAGGUCGCCUUCCCCGGAGCCCAUUUACAGUUCUGAUGGCAAGCGUUUGAACACGCGCGAGUUUCGCUAUCGCAAGCGCUUAGAAGAGCAGCGCCAUCAGCUUAUAGUCAAGAUGCAGGCUGUUAAUCCAGAGUUUAAGCCGCCAGCUGAUUACAAGCCACCUGUUACGCGUGUCAGCGACAAGGUUCUGAUUCCGCAAGAGCAGCAUCCGGACAUAAACUUUGUGGGCCUGCUGAUUGGACCUCGUGGCAACACACUAAAGGCCAUGGAAAAGGAUACCGGCGCUAAGAUCAUUAUACGCGGUAAAGGCUCCGUCAAAGAGGGCAAAGUGGGUCGCAAGGAUGGCCAACCUUUGCCGGGCGAAGAUGAACCGCUGCACGCGUUUAUUACAGCGCCCAAUCCGGAGGCUGUGCGCAAGGCUGUUGACAAGAUUAAGGACGUUAUCCGGCAAGGCAUCGAGGUGCCCGAGGGCCACAAUGAUCUGCGCCGCAUGCAGCUGCGAGAACUGGCCCAGCUGAACGGCACGUUGCGAGAGAACGAUAUACAGCGCUGCACUUGUGGCUCUACGGAUCACAAGUCUUGGCAGUGCCCCGAUAAGCCGAUCAUAACCAACACCAUUGUAUGCACAUCAUGCGGCGGCACUGGUCACUUGACUAAAGAUUGUCGUAAUAAGCGUCCGGGCUCCGGUGCGCCGGGCAUGGCCUGUGAGGAUACCCAGGCCAAGAUCGAUGAGGAGUACAUGAGCCUAAUGGCGGAGCUGGGCGAGGGACCGCCGCCUUCCGCUGCUAAGGCUGAUACGCCUGCCGCACCACAGCUGCAUCGCGCUAGCUACAGCAUCUUUGAUAAGAAGCCGUCACAGAUGCAGGCCAUACAAUCCCCACCCAACUCGUCACGCGAUCAUCAGCGCGAAAUGGGCGGUGGUUGGGGCGGAUCAACGCAUGAGCAUCAAAUGAACAUGGACCCAAGCAUGGGCAUGGAGCACGCUAUGGGCUUGUCGCCAUAUGUGCCAGCACCACCUGUAGCGCAGGCACCACCAAUGCCGCCACCGCUGAUGCCUUGGAUGAGUGCCCCGCAGCCGCCGCCACCGGCCUCUGAGCCCAUGAAUCCGCCAAUACCGGGCACAUUACCGCCGCUAAUACCGCCGCCGCCUGGUACUAGUGCACCACCAAUGCCACCAUGGGCGAGCGGUUAUCCUGGCUGGGGUACAGGUUAUGUACCGCCACCUCCACCGCCGUGCGCACCGCCACCGCCAUCGCUUAGCUUGUCGCAACCGCCACCGCCGCCGCCGCCAUCUAACUGAUCUUUUAUGCAUACCCCGCACAUUUAUAACUAGUGAACUAUCACCCUUCUAAUAUCUAUAAACUUCACACCUGAAAAAAUUAUGUAACUAUUUA